Molecule: messenger RNA, 2681 nt
Organism: Ceratotherium simum simum (southern white rhinoceros)
Lineage: Eukaryota; Metazoa; Chordata; Mammalia; Perissodactyla; Rhinocerotidae
Gene: DRC7
Product: dynein regulatory complex subunit 7
Biological process (GO): flagellated sperm motility
Cellular component (GO): motile cilium
Source: RefSeq, a predicted model, not a curated record
AGACAGGCUAACAGACUGUACAGGCUGUCCUCAGAGGGACUCCAUCUCUAGACGGCCAGAGACGCGCCAGGAUGGAGGUCCUGAAGGAGAAAGUGGAGGAGGAGGAGGCGGCCGAGCGGGAGGAGGCAGCGGAGCGGGCCGAGAGGGGAGAGAAGAUGAUGAGGCCGGUGGAGGUGCGGAGGGAGGAACCGCCCCUCACGCAGGAGAUGCUCAGGGACCUGGAGAAGAAGCUGUCGGAGAUCGUAAUCCCGGGGAAGCCCUCGAUCUUUACCAGUGACGCUAUCGACAUCUCCAAGCUGCCCCUUUCCUACCAAAGCAAUACGCCCAAGGAGGAACUCUUGCUGCAGGUGGCAGACAACUUCUCCCGCCAGUACAGCCACCUGUGCCCGGACCGCGUGCCCCUCUUCCUGCACCCGCUGAACGAGUGUGGAGUGCCCAAGUUUGUGAGCACAACCAUCCGGCCCACGCUGAUGCCCUACCCCGAGCUCUACAACUGGGACAGCUGUGCCCAGUUUGUCUCAGACUUCCUCUCCAUGGUGCCUCUGCCCGACCCCCUCAAGCCGCCCUCCCACCUGUACUCCUCGACCACGGUGCUCCAGUGCCAGAAGGGGAACUGCUUUGACUUCAGCACGCUGCUCUGCUCCAUGCUCAUCGGCUCUGGCUAUGACGCCUACUGCGUCAACGGGUACGGCUCGCAGGACCUGUGCCACAUGGACCUGACCCGGGAGGUGUGCCCCCUCACCGUGAAGCCCAGGGAGACGGUCCGGGAGGAGGAAAAGCCACCGGCUAAGAAGUACGCCAUCAAACCCCCCCGGGACCUGAGCAGCAGGUUUGAGCAGGAGCAGGUGAUGAAGAAGCAAGAGGAGAUCAGAGCUGAGGAGGAGAGGCGGCUGAGGGAGGAGGAGGAACGGCUCAUGGAGGCAGAGAAGGCAAACACCGACCCCCUGCACGGCCUGCGGGUGCACUGCUGGGUCCUGGUGCUGGCAGGAAAGCGCGAGGUGCCGGAGAGCUUUUUCAUUGACCCGUUCACGGCGCGCAGCUACAGCCCGCAGGACGACCACUUCCUGGGCAUCGAGAGCCUCUGGAACCACAAGAACUACUGGGUCAACAUGCAGGACUGUUGGAACUGCUGCAAGGACCUGGUCUUUGACCUGGGAGACCCCGUGAGGUGGGAGUACCUGCUCCUGGGGACCGACAAGCCUCACCUGUCCACAUCUGAGGAAGACGACAGUGGCACGAAUGAUGACGAGGACGUGGAAGAUCUGUGCAAGGAGGAUGAGGACAAGAGCUGGGACAUGCCGACCUCGUGGGUGGAGCAGAUUGAGAUCUCCCCGGAAGCGUUCGAGACUCGCUGCCCAAAUGGAAAGAAGGUGAUACAGUACAAGAGGGCAAAGCUGGAGAAGUGGGCCCCGUACCUCAACAGCAAUGGGCUCGUGUGCCGCCUCACCACCUACGAGGACUUGGAGUGUACCAACACUUUGGAGAUAAAUGAGUGGUACCAGAACCGGGAGGACAGGCUGGAGCUGAGGCGUAUAAACAAGAGCACGGGCCUGAAUAUCGACUACUUCAAGCCAGGCCACCCCCAGGCUCUGCGUGUGCACUCAUACAGGUCCAUGCAGCCUGAGAUGGAGCGCGUCAUGGAGUUUUAUGAAACAGCCCGUGUGGACGGCCUGCUAAAGCGGGAAGAGACCCCCAAGACAAUGACAGAGUACUAUCAAGGACGGUCUGACUUCCUUUCCUACCGCGACGUCAAUUUCGGGCCCAGGGUCAAGAAGCUGGCUCUGAACAGCGCAGAGUCAAACCCCCGGCCCAUAGUGAGAAUCACAGAGCGCUUCUUCCGCAACCCAGCGAAGCCAGCCGACGAGGACGUGGCGGAGCGCGCGUUUCUCAUCCUGGAGGAGCGCAUCCAGCUGCGCUACCACUGCCGCGAGGACCACAUCACGGCCUCCAAGCGCGAGUUCCUGCGGCGCACGGAGGUGGACGGCAAGGGCAACAAGGUCAUCAUGACGCCCGACAUGUGCGUCAGCUUCGAGGUGGAGCCCAUGGAGCACACCAAGAAGCUUCUCUACCAGUACGAGACCAUGAUGCAGCUGAAAAAUGAGGAGAAGUUGUCCAGACAUCAGACCUGGGAGUCGGAGCUAGAGGUGCUGGAGAUCCUAAAGCUUCGAGAGGAAGAGGAGGAGGCACACGCGCUGACCAUCUCCAUCUACGACACCAAGCGUAACGAGAAGAGCAAGGAGUAUCGGGAGGCCAUGGAGCGCGUGAUGCACGAGGAGCACCUGCGGCAGGUGGAGGCCCAGCUGGACUACCUGGCCCCGUUCCUGGCGCAGCUCCCACCAGGAGAGAAGAUGACGCGCUGGCAGGCCGUGCGCCUCAAGGAGGAGUGCCUCAGUGACUUCAAGCAGCGGCUCAUCGACAAGGCCAACCUCAUCCAGGCCCGUUUUGAGAAGGAGACCCAGGAGCUACAGAAGAAGCAGCAGUGGUACCAGGAGAACCAGGUGACCUUGACGACGGAGGAUGAAGACUUGUACCUGAGUUACUGCUCUCAGGCCAUGUUCCGCAUCCGCAUCCUGGAGCAGCGGCUCAAUCGACACAAGGAGUUGGCCCCACUGAAGUACUUGGCUCUGGAGGAGAAGCUUCACAAGGACCCACGCCGGGAAUUCCUGAAAGUCUUUGUUUGA